AUGAUCAAGCGUCAUAUUCCAAAUCCCAGCGAUUCUGAAGUAAUGCAGGCGCUCCAGAGGGAAGAGCUAGCUCUCCACUGCAGGAGAAGGACACGUGGCACCGAUGGGACUGAACGUCUUAUUUCGAAACUGAUCAGUUCCAUGGAUGGUGACAAGGGCCUGGAUAUUCUUGGUGUGCCCCUCAUCAACACUGAGAAAAUGAGAGACAUUUGGCAACAACAGAGUCGACAUGUUGGUUGUAUCCAGGACCCUGAAGCUAUCCAGUUGUACACCUGCAUGGGACAGAAGACGGGAUGCCUUAACCAGCAAAGAGGAGAUGAUCCCAUCUCCUAUGAUGGUCCACUGCAGCAAGCAGUCAACAAGUUGUCGUCAGAGGUGCUGGGGAAAACAUUUUGUCCAAAUUUUGUGCCACCAAAAAAGUAUACGGGGGAACGUCUGGGUUUAGAGUACUUGUUUGCUCAGUCCUCUGCACAAGACCUGGGCUAUGCAGAGAUUGCUCAAGCCUUGGAGUCAGACACUGCUGUUUCAGAAGAGCAGCCAGAGGCUUUAGAAGAGGAGGGCUUUGUGGAUGCUAUAGAGAUUGAGGAUGUCACAGUUCCAAUGCUGGAUGCUAUGGCAUCUGAGGAACAAGUGCAGACAGGGGAUAUUACUAUGGGUAAGCUGCAUUUUGUGUUAGUUUUUCAUCAGUUUUUUGGAAGGAGAGAUGUGGCUGUUGAAAUAUGCUGGACGUUUAAGUUUUAGGUUAAAGUCUGAUUUAAAAGAAAAUACACAAUUGGGAUAUUGUCUUCAAACCUUAUGUUCUGUAUUCCUGACAGUUCAAAUGCAAUACCCCCAUUAUCUUGAAAUAACUUUUUGGGGACAGAGCUGUAAUCAAAAAAGUUUGUAUCCGUGUGUGUAAUACGUAGCUUUAAGGAUUUGCAAAUGAUACAUCUCUGGACUUUUGUUCCCGCUUUCUUUAAACUCUCAUUACAGAAUUUUGUUACAGUAA
This is a messenger RNA of Liolophura sinensis, 988 nucleotides long. RefSeq lists its product as uncharacterized. Bases 1 to 741 code for a protein of 246 amino acids. The record is from RefSeq and is a predicted model, not a curated record. NCBI's taxonomy places the organism in Eukaryota, Metazoa, Mollusca, Polyplacophora, Chitonida, Chitonidae. The transcript has 3 exons.